This is a messenger RNA of Salmo salar (Atlantic salmon), 1489 nucleotides long. RefSeq names its product tRNA (adenine(37)-N6)-methyltransferase. Lineage: Eukaryota; Metazoa; Chordata; Actinopteri; Salmoniformes; Salmonidae. The record is from RefSeq and is a predicted model, not a curated record.
UUGCUGGUUGGCCAGCUAGAAAUGACGACACACAUGUGCGGAAGCAUUUCAGCAGAGAUGUGUACUUUUGUUAGGCAGUAUAAACAAUCUCUGAUAUUUUACAACAUUAUCAGAUGUUAUUGUAUGAAUUUUGAUUAUUUAAUCUAGUUAAUGACAAACUAGCAAAGCAAUCAAGACGCUAUCAAAAUGUCUGCCAUUUGCAACUGUACCGAGCAUGUCAACAAACUCAACCAGCAGAUAUCUGUCAUGCGAAAAUAAAUAAAAAAUCUCAGGUAUUCAAAUGUCCAACAACCCUGAACACUCACUGGUCGGCCUGGACAACUACUCUCAUGUCUGGGUCAUCUUCCUGUUCCAUAAGAAUGGCCACCUGAGUUAUAAGGCUAAGGUGAAGCCACCCAGACUCAACGGCCAGAGGGUUGGGAUGUACUCCACACGUAGCCCCCACCGGCCCAACGCCCUGGGUCUGACCCUGGCCAAGCUGGACAGAGUCACAGGUGACACACUUCAUCUGAGUGAGAUAGACAUGAUCGAAGGCACCCCUGUCCUCGAUAUCAAACCCUACAUCUCUGACUAUGACUCCCCACACAGUAGACUGGACAUUGACACAGAUACUUAUGACUCUGGCGUCCAACCUGAGAGCACCAGUGUACCAACAAAAGAGGGGACCACCAGUGUGGAGACGCUGCAAUCAGACUCAGUAGCUUCUUUCUCCUGUACUGUUGAUCCCCAGUUGGACUUGGGGGUUGAGAGGCAGGAUAGUCAUAGCGCAGACCCCAGAAUACUCCACUCAAAAGACAAAUCCAAAGCUCACAUCCUACGUCCAGGCGAUGCCUCCAGCUCUUCUGCUCCGAAAGCCCUGGGCAAAGACCUCACCACUGUGCUGGGGGAGCUCAAGGCCUACAUCAGCGAGGGAGAUGACUGCCUCACCCUGGGGAGCUCUGUAGGAAAGUCUCAGGCUUCAGAUGGCCCUAAAGCCAAGCCUUUGGAGCCAGUGGAGGAUAGUGCUAGGCCUUGCUAUGGGGAAGAGGCCUACAGCACCAUCGCUGGCUGGAUCAGGGAGCCUCCUGUGGCCAGUCUGGAGGUGCGCUUCACCCCCCAUGCAGAGAGAGAGCUGGGGGAGUUCCUUGCCACUAUCAAUACAGAAUCUCGUGACCGACCCAGGUUCCGGUUCCUGCACGAUCCAUAGGAGGCUGCGGCCGCCAUCAGAGGGGUCCUAUCUGCUGACCCCAGGUCAGUGUAUUGGAGGAGCCACCGUAAGGACAGACUCUUCUUCUUCACCUUGGACACGGCAGACAUCACCUGCUGGUUCGGACAGGGCUUCGCUGAGGUGCUCCGGGUCGGACUCGUGGCUGUUGGAAAAGAACUGGCCAGCUGAAUGGUUCUGGUUCAGGUUCUAUAUGAUCCUAAUGGUUCUGGUUUUAUGGAUUGAUUUUGGAAUCAGCUCUCAAGAAUUGUUUUACAGGUGAAUCUGAGAAAAUAUGAAUUUGAA